Molecule: messenger RNA, 665 nt
Organism: Rubroshorea leprosula
Lineage: Eukaryota; Viridiplantae; Streptophyta; Magnoliopsida; Malvales; Dipterocarpaceae
Source: the annotation of a GenBank genome assembly
UUCUAAUUAUCAAGUGAGAAACGGUUAAAGUUGACGACCGAUGAUGAUUCAUUAAUUCUUGUCCCAUAUAUCGUCUUACAUGAAGAGAAAGAGAGUGGAGAUAGUGAGCCAAGGAUGACCUGCCUCCGCUGCCGGUUGCAUGCGCUAGCUAGCUCUUGUUGCCUGAUCAGCCGCCUGCCCUCCGCCAGGCAGCAGGUCACCUUGGCUCAUGUCUUCGCUCUCUCUUCUUGCAUGUCAGAUUAAUUAGGCUGAUUAUUGUCGGAAUCACCGGGCGGAUCUGAUCUACAAGACUACAACAUUACCGGCUGUUUUCACUUUUCAUUUAAUUUUUUUUUCUGCUUAAAAUGUGAGAAUUACUAUUUCAUAGUUCUAUUCUUCAUCGUUAAUUACUAGGAACUCUAUUUUUGUUUUAUUUUUUUAUCUUAGUUGUUUUUUGGUAUUAAUCUCUCGGUAUUCAGUAAUCACGUUAAAUUCCGAUUAAUUCGGAAUUGAGUCCCGUUGAAUUCUAUUAAAAGGAAACUCUCUCAGCAUCUGUUUCUCUAUUUACAAGAUUCGAAUUUGAAACUUUGUUUAAGAAAAAACAAAUUCCUUUCAUUCAGACCAACAGAUCGUUGAUUUUUUCUUAUCUUAGUUAUUGUACCUUGUAUGCUCCCUCCCUUUUAUGU